Messenger RNA from Hirsutella rhossiliensis, 408 nucleotides. Its product is annotated as cupin domain-containing protein. Lineage: Eukaryota; Fungi; Ascomycota; Sordariomycetes; Hypocreales; Ophiocordycipitaceae. Bases 1 to 408 code for a protein of 135 amino acids. The record is from RefSeq and is a predicted model, not a curated record. The transcript is spliced from 2 exons.
AUGCGCCUCGUCGUGGAAAGUAUCGGCCUGCGCGACUCAACGCUCCGACCAAGAGAGAUUGGCGAGGUCUUGUUCGACUACGAACUUCAGAACGCGCCCGGCAAAUCAAUCAUUGGCCUGCAGCUGGUACUCCCGCCCAACGGCUGGACCCCGCCGCACCGUCACGGCGGCGCCCAGGUCGUGGCCGUCAUCCAGGAGGGCGAGAUGCUGAGCGGCAUGAACGGCAACCCUCCCAAGGUGUACAAGCCAGGCCAGACGUUCAUGGAGCUGCCCGGUUGCCACCACACCGUCGGAGACAACAACAGCAAGGACGAGCGUUGCAAGUUCAUGGCCAUAAUGGUCGUUGACACCGACGUUGUGAAGAAAGGGGGCUAUAAAGCAUUGACGGUUCUCGAUGAGGGUUGGUAG